This is a messenger RNA of Synchiropus splendidus (mandarinfish), 4924 nucleotides long. It is a transcript of the gene sv2a, whose product is annotated as synaptic vesicle glycoprotein 2A. Lineage: Eukaryota; Metazoa; Chordata; Actinopteri; Syngnathiformes; Callionymidae. The coding region runs from base 308 to 2524 and encodes 738 amino acids. Gene Ontology annotation, molecular function: transmembrane transporter activity. Gene Ontology annotation, cellular component: membrane. The transcript is spliced from 13 exons. The record is from RefSeq and is a predicted model, not a curated record. Gene Ontology annotation, biological process: transmembrane transport; chemical synaptic transmission.
UCCAAGAAGGAUGCUGUGUAGUAGGUGAAGGAUGAGGAGGAGGAGGAGGUGCAACUCGCUACGUCAGUGAGCAUCACAGCGAGAGGACCUUUGCGCUUCAAGUACUCGAGGUGAAUCCCUUCAUCUGCAAAAGCGCAUCCUGAAACCCCAACAACCAAAAGGUUCUUGUGUUCGGGUACUUGCUGCUCUGAGUCCUCCAGCAGCGGCGAAGGUGCUGGCCGUGGUGCUGAAAUCACCCACAUGUCCCUGGCUCCUUCUUGAUCCUCACAUUCUCUGCAGAUUCUAAAACAGAAACUCCACAUCCAACAUGGACGACGACGGACGCUAUCGAGACAGCCGCUCGGACUUUAUCCGCGGUGCCAAAGACAUUGCCAAAGUUGCCAAGAAGCAAGUCGGUAAGAAGGUUGGGCGAGGAGUGGACAAAAUGGCCGACGAGUACACCAGGCGCUCCUAUAAGCGGUUUGAGGAAGAGGAUGAUGACGAUGACUAUGCCGGGGCGCCAGGUAACGACGGCGGAUAUUACCGCAACGACAGCCGGGCCAAUGAUGAUGAGGGCCACAGCGACUCCACCGAGGGACACGACGAGGAUGACGAAAUCUACGAGGGGGAGUACCAAGGAAUUCCCAGAGCUGACUCGGUAAAGACCAGCGGCAUGGACGGGAUGACAGCCACGCCUCAGGCGCAACAGUUCAGGGACAUGGCAGCGUACGAGGGCGAGCGGCGGAAAGAUCAGGAGGAGUUGGCUCAGCAGUACGAGACCAUCCUGCAGGAGUGUGGUCACGGGAAGUUCCAGUGGACUCUCUACUUUGUCUUGGGUCUGGCACUGAUGGCGGACGGUGUGGAGAUCUUCGUGGUUGGCUUCGUAUUGCCCAGUGCGGAGAAAGAUAUGUGUCUAUCUGAGCCCAACAAAGGAAUGCUAGGUUUGAUCGUAUACUUGGGCAUGAUGGUUGGUGCCUUCGUGUGGGGCGGACUGGCUGACCGGAUUGGUCGACGGCAGACGCUGCUCAUCUCUCUCUCCAUCAACAGCGUAUUCGCCUUCUUCUCGUCGUUCGUCCAGGGAUACAGCUCUUUCCUCUUCUGCCGACUGGCCUCCGGUGUAGGCAUUGGCGGCUCCAUUCCCAUCGUCUUCUCCUAUUACUCCGAGUUCCUGGCCCAGGAGAAGCGAGGGGAACAUCUGAGCUGGCUCUGCAUGUUCUGGAUGAUCGGUGGCAUCUACGCCUCUGCCAUGGCCUGGGCCAUCAUCCCUCACUAUGGUUGGAGUUUCCAGAUGGGCUCGGCCUACCAGUUCCACAGCUGGCGAGUGUUUGUGUUGGUGUGUGCCUUCCCCUCUGUCGCGGCCAUCUCGGCGCUCACCACCAUGCCAGAGAGCCCACGCUUUUACCUGGAGAAUGGAAAACAUGACGAGGCCUGGAUGAUCCUGAAGCAGGUCCACGACACCAAUAUGAGGGCCAAAGGUUACCCCGAGAGGGUCUUCUCGGUGACCACCAUCAAAACGGUGAAGCAGAUGGAUGAGCUGGUGAAUUUGGGCGACGGCGCCGCCUGGCAUGAGAAGUGGAGGAUUAAGCUGACGUCACUGUUUCACCAGGUGUGGAGUAACUUCCAGACCGUGUUCUCGCCUCAGUACCGCCGCACCACCUACAUGAUGAUGGCCGUCUGGUUCUCCAUGUCCUUCAGCUACUACGGCCUGACGGUGUGGUUCCCGGACAUGAUCAAGUACCUGCAGAAACAGGAGUAUUCAUCUCGCACCAAGGUUUUUGUCAAGGAGAAAGUACAGCAUGUGACCUUUAACUUCACCCUGGAGAACCAGGUCCACCGCCAGGGCGAAUAUUUCAAUGACAAAUUCAUGAACUUGAAGAUGAAAUCCAUGGUGUUCGAGGACUCGCUGUUCGAGGAAUGCUACUUUGAGGACAUCACCUCCAGCAACACCUUCUUCAAGAACUGCACCUUCAUCGCCACACUUUUUUACAACACAGAUCUCUUCAAGUACCGCUUGAUCAACAGCAAGCUGAUCAACAGCACGUUCCUGCACAACAAAGAGGGCUGCCUGCUCAGUGACAUCAGCGAUGAAAACAAUGCCUACAUGGUCUACUUCGUCAGCUUCCUGGGCACUUUGGCGGUGUUGCCGGGGAACAUCGUCUCCGCGCUGCUCAUGGACAAGAUCGGACGCCUAAGAAUGCUCGCGGGCUCCAGUGUGAUCUCCUGCGUCAGCUGCUUCUUCCUGUCCUUCGGAAAUAGCGAGUCAGCCAUGAUUGCUCUGCUGUGUCUGUUUGGAGGAAUCAGCAUCGCGUCCUGGAACGCCUUGGACGUGCUGACCGUCGAGCUCUACCCUUCAGACAAGAGGACCACAGCAUUUGGAUUUCUCAACGCACUCUGUAAACUAGCAGCUGUAUUGGGUAUAAGUAUUUUCACCUCCUUCGUCGGCAUCACCAAGGCUGUUCCAAUCCUCUUUGCCUCGGGGGCGCUAGCAGCCGGCAGCUUUCUGGCCCUCAAACUACCAGAAACUCGAGGUCAGGUGCUACAAUAACAUGGAGUCGACGUCCAAGGGGCAGAGGAUUUGUUUUCGCCACACUGUGACUGAACAGCUCAAGAGUACUCCAAAUUCUGCCCUUUAACCCAAAUGGUUAGAAUUUGGCUUCAGUGGGUGAUUUGGUUUUAGUGAAUUGGUUUAAAUGUGAUCUUUCAUUUAGCAGGGGAAUAAGUCAAAUAAAUGUAGAUAUUAUAAUACAAUAAUAUGUACAGAGUUGGUGUUAGAGGUCAGAGGUUGAAGGCUCUUGGCGGGUUGACACUGAUAGACAUAACGUCGACUCAGCAUUGUUGCAAAGUUCUCUGUAGUCACCAUCAUCUGUCUGACAAAAACCAACCCAUGAAAAUGCAACAUCCUCCGCCUUUAUUUGUAGCAUUUUUGACUUUGAAGAGUAAAAACAACACAUUACUCUCCGCCACAUUGGAAACGUACUGCCAUUUUGUGAUUAUUGAACAUUCCAGGUUUACUUUUCUUACUUCUGUACUACUACUGAGCCCCUUAAAAAGUAACCCCGAGAUGUUAAAUUGUUGAACAUUAAGCACAAAUAUUUAAGUGUGAAAACUUUUAUUUAAAAAAAAAACACAUUUUGAAUUUCACACAUUCUUCAUUCAUUGUCUCCCUUUGUUUGUAAGAAAGCAUUUCAGGUGUACAUUGUAUUUCAGAGAAGGAUAUGCAUGUUAAAAAGUGUGUGUUAUUAACAUUAUCAGAUUUUCAAAUCUUGGAGAACAGUCCAUGAAUGAGGUGGAAUAUCAAAUAACUUCAUCCGUAUGUUAAGGAAUUCAACUGCAUGACUUUGAUGGCAAAAUGAAAGGCACAUGUUGAAGAAGGACAAACUAUAAUCUAAAUAGUGUAAAUUGAGUGUGUACAUAAAGUGUGAUUCUUUGUGCAAUAUUGGACUCAGUGCAAUAUUGUUUUUCAUUUUCAAUCAUCUUUUAUUUUCCUCCACAUUUAUUUUUGUUGGUAUGGGCACAUUAAAUAAUAGGAUAUCACACUGUAAUGCACUCUUGAGAUUCACUACAGAGAACUCACUGCCAAGGGCUGAUGGUCGUAUUGACAGCACAGAACGUGGCUCCCCGGUUGUUUCACAUUAGGCACAAUCAGUAAGGAAAUAGAGUCCAAACUGCCAUGUAGUAGGAUAGCAGCCAUAUGUAGACUCUAGACAGUUGAAUACGCAGACAGCCCGUUGCACUAAAUGUACACUGAGUGAGUACAUGCACAGGGAAACGCCUUGAGUCCUUCUGGAAACACAAAGGUGAGCCCGUAGCACAAAGACAAAUCACCAAAUUCGUGGAUUUUAAACCAAAACCAUCCACCAUGGAACGAAUCCGCCCAUCUCAUGUCACCUGCGCCAUCGCUGUCCUUCCACGAUUCACAUUUGUGUGCCAUUGGACUCAUUCAUUGCCAAAACAUUUGGAUAGUUUACACGUCAUGAACAUGUUAUAGCUAUGAAAAUAUGAUGUACAUACAAAUGCUAUUAUGUAACUAAGAAACCCUUGUUAUUGCUGAAAAUACACUACUGCAGUCUGGUUUGCAGGCUGAGGUCAUGUGAUCACUUUCGGCUUAGAAAACUUUUUUUUUCUUCAAAUAUAUGUAAGCACAUUUAAAAUGGGAAAAUGCACAUUAGUUGUAUAGAUAUGAAGUCAGCGGUCCAAUUCUCUGUAUGUUGUCGACUAAAUUAAAAUCAAAGGAUGUCAAGAUAGCUGUUGUACUUGUUCAAUACGGAGUACUGUUCAAACAUGCCUCAGUGACUCAUAAGGGACCCGCCCUUGAAGAAGACUGCCCCUUGUGGUCACGAAUCUAAACCUAUGUUACAGGGUCCAUUUAUAUUUGUGAGAUUAACGUGUCGCGACACGUUAAUUGUGAGUGCAAAAACUUAAAGAAGCAAUAAGUGUUUGUCUUUGAACUUAUAAGGAAUUGGAACUCACGGAUAUUUGCUGGCCUACCGACAAGUGUUGGCGUAAAGACAAAGGACUUCACAGCUAGCAUUCAUGUGUACUUCUUUUGAAAAAAAGGAAAACAAAAAAAACAACCGUAAGGCUUUUGUCAAUAAGAUUGCGUUGCCGAUUACUAAAUGUAACAAUGAAUUUAUCACAUUUGUCAUUGUACUGUGCUGUAGAAAGUGUAGUUGUUUGUAAGUAUAGAAACUGUUUGUGGAAUCAUAACUCUCUAUAUGAAAUAAUCUAAUCAAAAAAAGUAUAAAUGGAAGAUGCUGUCCGUUGUCUUUGAGUUUGUGUAUUUUGUAAAUGGGAAUGAAGUAGAAAAAAAAACACAUCAAUGUUAAAUACUGGUUAUAAAUCAUAGCUAGAUUAAAUGUGACAACUUAAAUUCCCUUUGAAGGUGUGUGAGGUUAUUCUUUUUUUUUCUCAUUGUUCAUAUUUUGGAUUGGAUUUGCACUUUGAC